GCCAGCAAGGGCCUCAGCACAGUGCAACUUUAGGCUGCAAACCGCCAUUCCCAUGGUGGGCAAUGUGUGGGGCACUGUGACCAGCGCCUGGGGCGGCACGAGAGCGGCGACUUACAUUCAAUGCUGCCUAUGAACAGGACCAACAACAUAAAACAACUCCUCAAUUUGCCAGCGAGAGUUUGAUAAAUGACCCAUCAAACCACACUAGUCCGUUUGACGGAUAAGCACGUUCAAGUGAUGUUUUAGUCUCCCACCCCCAACCCCACUAGGCAACGCCUCGUACAACAACCCUCUGAAGAAGUGAUUGUCGUUCAGCUUCGGAUAUUACGGACAUGCAGUUUCACAUCAGGUGAUUCGGUCGGCGUUUGGCAUCUGUUCAGCUCGAUCCCUAUGUGCACCUUACGCAAUCCCUGAAGGGACAUGUGUUUGUGCAUAAGCAUCUGGAUAUACUUAACUGGUAGGGCUCAAAGUCCAGGUGAAGUUGGGCCGUGUCAAGCGGGUCUGGAGGGCCCGAAGGCCUUUUCACUUUGGGUGCAGGGUCUACGGGUACGGAAUCCAUCCAUAUCCAUCGAGGCUGUAACAUCUGAAGACAAGCAACCGGAAGGUCGGGUACCUGAUUAUUGGACCAAGCCCGUGGUGAGUACCAAUGGAGGUUACGGUGCUGAGAUCGAUAGAUCUUCGGCGAGGUAUCUUCCUUGAAAAUCCGAGAUAAUACAAUCAAUAAUACGAAUGCAGCUCUAAGUAAGAAUGUGAGGC
Molecule: messenger RNA, 756 nt
Organism: Chaetomium fimeti
Lineage: Eukaryota; Fungi; Ascomycota; Sordariomycetes; Sordariales; Chaetomiaceae
Exons: 1
Coding region: 421-699 (92 amino acids)
Source: RefSeq, a predicted model, not a curated record